Molecule: messenger RNA, 2167 nt
Organism: Drosophila mojavensis
Lineage: Eukaryota; Metazoa; Arthropoda; Insecta; Diptera; Drosophilidae
Gene: emp
Product: scavenger receptor class B member 1
Exons: 7
Coding region: 203-1768 (521 amino acids)
Cellular component (GO): membrane; cytoplasm
Molecular function (GO): scavenger receptor activity
Source: RefSeq, a predicted model, not a curated record
UUGCUGGCGUUCAAGUCGUUUCUCUUUCGACGUUGCCGGGUGCGUUAAACAAUAAAAAAAUUCAUUUUAAGCCAAGAAUCUUGACUGCAUACCAAAUACACUGUUAAAGCCGACUCGUGCACGCUUUUAGACGGUGUGCAUUAGUAUAUAUUUCUGCACCAGAAGGCGUUUCACACUUUGACAUCCGCACAACGAUCACAACAUGAACGGACCCAAACACAAACUUUGUACCAAACUCUCCAGCACAUAUCUGCGCAAAUGGUGGAUUACUAUUAUAAUCGCCGUCCUUUUACUAAUUGGUGGAGUUUUGGUUGCCUGUGAAUUUUCCGUGCUAAUCAAUGCGAUCGUUAAUCGCAUGAUUGCGCUGCGACCCGGCUCCAAGACCUUUGGCUGGUGGGCCAAGCCUCCCGUUGAGCCGCACAUCAGCUUGUAUGUGUAUAACGUGACUAAUGCGGAUGAUUUCCUAAGCAACGGCUCCAAGGCCAUUGUCGAUGAAGUGGGACCCUAUGUUUACACCGAGACAUGGGAAAAGGUGAACAUUGUGGAGAAUGACAAUGGCACGCUGAGCUAUAAUCUGCGCAAGAUCUACAAGUUCCGUGAAGAUCUGUCGGCUGGUCCCGAAGACGAUGUGGUCAUUGUGCCCAAUAUACCCAUGUUGAGUGCCACCUCACAGAGCAAACAUGCCGCCAGAUUCCUGCGCUUGGCCAUGGCCAGCAUCAUGGAUAUAUUGAAGAUUAAGCCAUUCGUGCAAGUCUCUGUGGGUCAGCUGCUCUGGGGCUACGAGGAUCCUCUGCUCAAGCUGGCAAAGGAUGUCGUGCCCAAGGAGCAAAAGCUGCCCUACGAGGAGUUCGGCUUGCUCUAUGGCAAGAACGGCACCUCAUCGGAUCGUGUCACUGUCUUCACGGGCACCGAGAACAUCAAACAAUACGGCAUCAUUGACAAGUUCAAUGGAAAAACACAUUUGCCGCACUGGACAACGGACAAUUGCAAUCGUCUGGAUGGCACCGAUGGCUCCAUCUUUCCGCCGCACAUUACCAAGGAUCGCAUUCUCGAGGUAUACGACAAGGACCUAUGUCGUCUGCUGCCAUUGGUCUUUGAGCGUGAGGUGGACACGCCCAACAAUGUGCCCGCCUAUCGUUUCACACCGCCCGAAUGGGUAUUCGCCGAUGUGGAAAGCCAUCCGGAUAACAUGUGCUAUUGUCCAGCGGGCAAGCCCUCCUGCUCGCCCAACGGCCUCUUCAAUGUGUCGCUGUGUCAAUACGACUCGCCCAUUAUGCUGAGCUUCCCGCAUUUCUACUUGGCCGACGACAGUCUGCGCACUCAGGUCGAGGGCAUUUCGCCGCCCAUGAAGGAGAGGCAUCAGUUCUACUUCGAUGUGCAGCCCACAACGGGCACCACUCUGCGUGUGAGCGCUCGCAUCCAGAUCAACUUGGCCGUCAGCCAGGUGUUCGACAUCAAGCAGGUGGCCAAUUUCCCGGAUAUUAUUUUCCCCAUUUUAUGGUUUGAGGAGGGCAUCGAUUCGCUGCCCAACGAGGUCACGGACAUGAUGCGCUUCGCCGAGAAUGUUCCGCCCAAAAUUCGCGUCGUUCUCAUCGUGAGCCUGUGCACCCUGGGCCUGGUGCUGCUGUUGCUCUCCACCUUCUGCUUGAUUCGCAAUUCGCACAGGCAGAGCACACUGCACUUGGAGGGCUCCAAUUACCUGGCCACCGCCCAAGUGGACAUGAACAAGAAGCAGAACAAGGAGAACCCUCCCAAUGGCAGAUAUUGAAGAGGCCUCGCCUCGCGCUGAGCUUCUUCAAUAUAUUUUUAGUCGGCGCGUUAGUCUUAAAAUGGAAUUUUCUUUUAGCUAGGGAACUCACAGGCAAAAUCUCUCCGAGUGCGUUUAGUCUAGAACAAAUGGAGCUGGGAAGACUUAUGUGUAUGUACUUAUACUGUAUAUUGUAUGUAUGAUAGGUCCUCGUUGUAAGUACUUAUGUAAUCGUUAUAAAAAAUUUCAAGUGUAUUAGCUAUAUAUAUAUAUAUACGUAUAUGUAUAUAUAUGGUCUGUCAAGCAACGGUCGUGAUCAUUUUAAGUCUCAAAAACAAACCCAAAUUCUAUGUCAUAAAAAAAAUUGUACAUGACCAAAUGAAAGUCACAAAGAAUAUAAAACCAAUUAACGAAACAAGA